Messenger RNA from Aspergillus clavatus NRRL 1, 501 nucleotides. Its product is annotated as acyl-CoA thioesterase. Lineage: Eukaryota; Fungi; Ascomycota; Eurotiomycetes; Eurotiales; Aspergillaceae. The record is from RefSeq and is a predicted model, not a curated record. The transcript is spliced from 2 exons. The coding region runs from base 1 to 501 and encodes 166 amino acids. Gene Ontology annotation, cellular component: mitochondrion. Gene Ontology annotation, molecular function: fatty acyl-CoA hydrolase activity.
AUGUCCUCCAGAGCAGACCUCGCAGCCAAGAAGCGCCGCACGCGCAGCGACUACAUCUUCCACCAGGAAUACCGAACACGAUGGUUCGACAACGACAUGUACGCCCACCUCAACAAUACCGUCUACGCCAUGCUCUUUGACUCCAUCGUGAACAGCUGGCUGAUCGCCGAAUGCGGCAUGGACCCCUUUGGCAAGCAGAACAGCAACGCCUCGAAGCAGGUCGGGAUCAUGGUCAACUCGUACUGCGACUACUUCUCGUCCGUCUCGUACCCGGAUGUCCUGGACCUGGGGCUGCGGGUCGCGAAGCUGGGCUCGUCCAGCGUCACCUAUGAAGUUGGGGUGUUCAAGCAGGGCGAGGAGGAUGUGAAGGUGGUUGGGGGGUAUACGCACGUGUUUUGUGCGAGGGAGACGAUGCGGCCGACAAAGGCGGGGAUGGAGGAGAGGGUGAGACGGGGGCUGGAGAAGCUGAUUGUCAGGGAGGAACUGGGUUCGAAGCUGUGA